AUGACAAGUGCGUUGAAUAAGCACGCCUGCAGGUUGUCCAGACUGCCACUUUUAAGCUCGGCAAGAAGGACUUUCUCUGAGGUGUCGACCGAUGUAAAGCCGCAGGUGAAGCCAAAGUCUUCGCUUGGAUCGCGACUUCGGAGUUUCAUCACGGGCUUCACGGUGGCUGGCACUUUGUCAGGCUAUGCUCUUUACUACAAGGUGCAGUGGGCAAAUGAAGAGCUCGCAGCGAUGGUCAGAGAAGCGGCUGCAAGACAGGCCCAGAUAGAAAGGCGACUCAGUCAACUGGAUGGCCGGUGA
Molecule: messenger RNA, 300 nt
Organism: Symbiodinium pilosum
Lineage: Eukaryota; Dinophyceae; Suessiales; Symbiodiniaceae
Source: the annotation of a GenBank genome assembly